Capsicum annuum is the source of this 1031-nucleotide messenger RNA. RefSeq names its product zinc finger BED domain-containing protein DAYSLEEPER-like. NCBI's taxonomy places the organism in Eukaryota, Viridiplantae, Streptophyta, Magnoliopsida, Solanales, Solanaceae. Gene Ontology annotation, molecular function: DNA binding; protein dimerization activity. The record is from RefSeq and is a predicted model, not a curated record.
CUCCUGACUGCGCCGACAAUUCCUACAACUAACACAUUCUUCCAUGAAGCGUGGAAGAUUCAAUUGGAAUUGGCUCGUGCUGCAGCAAGUGAAGACCCAUUCACCAGCGGCCUUACAAAGAUGAUGCAAGAGAAGUUUGAUAAUUAUUGGAAGAGCUGUUGCUUAAUGUUAGCUAUUGCCGUAGUAAUGGAUCCACGCUUCAAGAUGAAACUUGUUGAGUUCAGCUUUUCAAAAAUAUAUGGGGACGAAGCAGCCACCUAUGUGAAGAUUGUUGAGGAUGGAAUCCAUGAGCUCUUUCAUGAAUAUGUGGCUCUUCCUCUGCCUCUAACCCCAACUUAUAUUGACGAAGUAAAUGGCGGUCCUAUGAGGCAGGAGGAUGGCCAAGGCCUCGAUGCCUCUUGUAACGGGCUUGGACUUACUGAUUUUGACGUCUACAUUAUGGAGACUUCAAGCCAACAGUCCAGAUCAGAACUUGAUCAAUAUCUGGAAGAGUCCUUGCUGCCUCGUGUUCACGAGUUUGAUGUGGUGGGCUGGUGGAAGCUUAACAGAAUGAAGUACCCAACUUUGUCAAAAAUGGCUCGUGAUAUCUUGUCAGUUCCUGUUUCAACCGUUACAGCUGAUUCUGUAUUUAGCACAGUUAGCAAAGAGAUGGAUCCUUACAGGUGUUCCUUGCGACCUGAGACCGUGGAGGCCCUCAUCUGUGGCAAGGACUGGCUUCAGAAUGCAGCUACAGACACUUCACCUGCACCAAUAAAAAUGGAAGUCCCGAUUUAGGUUUCUGGUUAUGUUAGAUACCUGUCUAGAAUAGCUUUAUAGCUCAUUAUUUCUGCUUUCUUUAGGCUAUGAAAAUUUUCUUCUUCGUGUCCUUGGAAAAUCGACUUUUCCUGUAUCAUAGUAAUUCGGUUUUACUUGGCUUAUUUGAGAGCUUAAUCCUCAUUUUCAAUCUUGUUUCGCAUCAUGUCUGAAUGCAUGAGGUUAGCUUAACCUGGUGCAUGAUAUGGAUGUGUUGCUAUAGAGUUGUGCUGCUCAAA